UACUUUCCACCGGCAUCAUUUGCGCCUCACCGGGAGACGGUCGGUGCGGAGUCGCCAACAGCUGCGGCUCUUUUUAGCGCUUUUAAAACGAGCCUUUUUCAUUUUGGGGCGAAGCUUUACCGAGGUAUUCUAUGAAACGUUGCCUUGUUUAGCUGCCUUUAUCCCGUUAAAAAAACAGCGAUAUUUUAGCAUCUUGUGUUAGCUAGUCGGUUGAUUUUUGUCACGCGAGCUAACGUUUUCAGCUGAAGGGGGGCGUUUUUCUUCCCGUUGACAGACCGGUUACCGAACCUCCCCUCCGCCUUAAAGCCACCUAUUCUGGUUGAGUCAAGCCUACAAGCGGUUCAUCUUCUGAGGAGACCCGACUGACUGCGCCGAAAUGGGGUAUGGACGGUCGGACAGCUACCGCGUGGCCACCACGCAGGACAAGGAUGAGAAGGAGUCGCCCAAGAAGAAGGGAGGAAAGGACCUGGAUGACCUGAAGAAGGAAGUUCCUAUAACGGAACAUAAAAUGUCUGUUGAGGAGGUUUGCCGGAAAUACAAUACUGAUAUCGUCCAGGGUUUGACCAAUGCCAAGGCAGCAGAGUACCUGGCACGGGAUGGCCUCAAUGCCUUGACCCCUCCCCCAACCACCCCAGAGUGGGUUAAGUUCUGUCGUCAGCUGUUUGGUGGCUUCUCCAUCCUGCUGUGGAUCGGUGCCAUCCUCUGCUUCCUGGCCUACGCCAUCCAGGCUGCGACGGAGGACGAGCCCGCUGGGGAUAACUUGUAUCUGGGUAUCGUGCUGUCAGCUGUUGUCAUCAUCACCGGCUGCUUCUCCUAUUUCCAGGAAGCUAAGAGCUCCAAGAUCAUGGAGUCUUUUAAGAACAUGGUCCCUCAGCAAGCCUUGGUGAUCCGUGAGGGAGAAAAGAUGCAGAUCAAUGCUGAGCAGGUCGUGGCAGGAGACUUGGUGGAGGUGAAAGGAGGAGACAGGAUCCCUGCUGACCUCCGCAUCAUCUCCUCUCAUGGCUGCAAGGUGGAUAACUCAUCCCUGACUGGUGAAUCAGAGCCCCAGACCAGGUCACCUGACUGCACCCAUGACAACCCCCUGGAAACCCGCAACAUUGCCUUCUUCUCCACCAACUGUGUUGAGGGAACUGCACGUGGUAUCGUUGUGUGCACUGGUGACCGUACAGUGAUGGGCCGCAUUGCUACCCUCACCUCAGGCCUGGAGACUGGCAAGACACCCAUUGCCAAGGAGAUCGAGCACUUCAUCCACAUCAUCACGGGCGUGGCUGUCUUCCUCGGUGUGACCUUCUUUGUCCUCUCACUCAUCCUGGGUUACUCCUGGCUGGAGGCCGUCAUCUUCCUCAUUGGUAUUAUUGUGGCUAAUGUGCCCGAGGGACUGCUGGCCACAGUCACUGUGUGUUUGACACUGACUGCUAAGCGAAUGGCUCGUAAGAACUGCCUGGUAAAGAACUUGGAGGCUGUGGAAACUCUGGGCUCCACCUCCACCAUCUGCUCAGACAAGACAGGCACGCUGACCCAGAACAGGAUGACCGUGGCCCACAUGUGGUUCGACAAUCAGAUCCAUGAGGCUGACACAACUGAGGACCAAUCUGGCUCCUCCUUCGACAAGAGCUCCACAACAUGGGUGUCUUUGGCUCGUAUCGCUGCUCUGUGCAACCGUGCUGUGUUCAAGGCAGGACAGGAAUCUUUGCCCAUCCUUAAGCGUGAGGUAGCUGGUGACGCCUCCGAGUCAGCGCUGCUGAAGUGUAUUGAGUUGUCCUGCGGCGCCGUCAAAAGCAUGAGGGACAAGAAUAAGAAGGUGGCUGAGAUUCCGUUUAACUCCACCAACAAGUAUCAGCUCUCAAUUCAUGAAAGUGAGGAUGAAAAUGACAACCGCUACCUGCUGGUAAUGAAGGGAGCCCCAGAGAGGAUCCUGGACCGCUGCUCCACCAUCAUGGUGCAGGGCAAGGAGCAGCCAAUGGACGAUGAGAUGAAAGAGGCUUUCCAGAACGCCUACCUGGAACUGGGAGGACUGGGAGAGAGAGUGCUGGGUUUCUGCCACCUGUUUAUGCCAGAGGACAAAUACCCCAAAGGUUUUGCCUUCGAUACAGAUGAUGUCAACUUCCAGACCGACAACCUUUGCUUUGUGGGCCUCAUGUCCAUGAUUGACCCUCCCCGUGCUGCCGUGCCCGAUGCUGUGGGCAAAUGCCGCUCUGCUGGCAUCAAGGUUAUUAUGGUGACUGGUGACCACCCAAUCACUGCCAAAGCCAUUGCCAAGGGUGUGGGUAUCAUCUCUGAAGGCAACGAAACAGUUGAAGACAUUGCUGCACGUCUGAACAUCCCUGUCAGCCAGGUCAACCCCAGGGAUGCCAAGGCCUGUGUGAUUCACGGCACAGAUCUGAAAGACCUCUCUCAGGAGCAGAUGGACGAUAUUUUGAGGAACCACACAGAGAUUGUCUUUGCCAGAACCUCCCCACAGCAGAAGCUCAUCAUUGUAGAAGGCUGCCAGAGACAGGGAGCCAUCGUGGCUGUGACAGGUGAUGGUGUGAACGACUCUCCUGCUCUGAAGAAGGCUGACAUCGGUGUUGCCAUGGGAAUCUCUGGCUCAGACGUAUCCAAGCAAGCUGCAGACAUGAUCCUGCUUGACGACAACUUUGCCUCCAUUGUCACUGGAGUAGAGGAAGGUCGUCUGAUCUUUGACAAUCUGAAGAAAUCCAUUGCCUACACUCUGACCAGCAACAUCCCAGAGAUCACCCCCUUCCUGUUCUUCAUCUUGGUCAACAUCCCAUUGCCUCUGGGCACCAUCACCAUCCUCUGCAUCGAUCUGGGAACUGACAUGGUACCGGCUAUCUCUCUGGCUUAUGAAGCAGCUGAGAGUGACAUCAUGAAGCGUCAGCCCAGGAACCCACUGAGGGACAAACUGGUCAAUGAGAGGCUCAUCAGCAUCGCCUAUGGACAGAUUGGUAUGAUCCAAGCCCUUGGUGGCUUCUUUGCUUAUUUUGUCAUCAUGGCUGAAAAUGGUUUUCUGCCAUCUGUGCUCGUCGGCAUCCGGCUCAACUGGGACGAUCGCUCCAACAACGACCUGGAGGACAGCUAUGGUCAGCAAUGGACCUAUGAGCAGCGUAAGAUUGUGGAGUUCACGUGCCACACAGCCUUCUUUGUCAGUAUUGUGGUGGUGCAGUGGGCAGAUGUCAUCAUCUGCAAGACCAGACGCAACUCUGUGUUCCAGCAGGGCAUGAAAAAUAAGAUUUUGAUCUUUGGGCUGUUUGAGGAAACAGCCCUGGCUGCUUUCCUGUCCUACUGCCCUGGUAUGGACGUGGCACUACGGAUGUACCCACUCAAGCCCAGCUGGUGGUUCUGUGCAUUCCCAUACAGUUUCCUCAUCUUUGUUUACGAUGAGAUCCGAAAACUCAUCCUUCGCCGAAACCCUGGAGGCUGGGUGGAAAAAGAGACGUACUAUUAAAUUAUCAAAGCAUCAUUUACUUCUUACCCCAUCCUCCCUGAACUCAUCCCUUGCUCCUCUAUCUCCUUUCUCUUUCUCUCCUCCUUCCCUCCAUCCAUCUCCUCUCCUCUCCACAUACUCAUAAAAGUACAAGAAAACAAUGUUUACGCCUCCUUCUUCCUCUUCAUUCCCUCCAUCCUCAUUUCCUAAAGAAACAAACAAAAAAAAAAACAAACGCCAAGACGACGAGAAGGACCAACGACAGAAGAGGAGAAGAUGGGGGAGGUUCCUAAUUCUUCCCCGUCCUCUCCUUCCUCUGUCCCCUUUUUUCUAUCCAAAGUCUCUACAGCACUAGUCUGCCAGUAUCACUGUUUGUGCCGAUGCUUCUUACUACACUGUUAGCCGUAGCCACUCCUCAUACGUGUUCUCGAAUUCCACCGCUUUGUGGAACCUAAUAAAGCAUAGAAUGAUAAGAAUAAAGACGAGAACCGAUAUCACUCUUGCCAAGCAGAACGACACGGCAGCUCCCGACUCGACGACCAACUGGCAAUUUGAGCGGGUGGGUGGCGUCAUUUUUGUCGUUUCUGCUUUUGUUUGUUGUUUUUAUUUUCUCCUGCCAAAGGAGAAGCCACCCGAAUCCAGCUUCGUAAUCACUGCCAUUUCCUGCCCUUCGCCCACUUCUCUCCCUUCUCUCCUGUCUUUUCUCUCUAUUUCUAUUGACUCACUGCCAAUCUUCUACUGCCGUCCUCUCUCCCUCUUCCUCCUCUCCUACCAAUAAAGAAUCUCACCAUCAAACCGAACCACUCACUCACGCCCUCAACAGGGUGGAAAAAAGGUCACUUCCUCGGACUCCUUCCCUACUUUUCCGCCUCCCUCCUUCCCUCACCCCUGUGUUAUUUUCCUGCUUGUGUUAUUGUUUUCUAAUAGAGUGUUUUUUAAAAAACAAAAUUGUUCGUAAAAUAUUUUUUCUUUGUUUUUUAAGUUUGGAGUGGGUCUGAGAGCUGCUUGUUUUCAUUCGGACAUGACAAAGCACACCGUCUCCCCCCUCUCUCUCUCUUCUUUCUCUCUCUCACUCCUCCUCUACUGCCUCCCCCUUUUCUCCUCACCCUGCCUGUCUAUCUGUCCCCGUUUGUCUGUUUGUGAACACCGUGCAAAUCCUCCGUCCUUGUAAACUUUAACCCACCUUCACUACCCGCCUCCUCCUACUCUCUCGUCCCACCCGCCUCCCUUUGACCCCACCCAAUCUCACUCCUGUUAAAAAAACAAACAAACAAUCUUUCUGUGUCCUCGGAAAAAGAGAUUUCUCUCCAAUUUCAUUUUUUAAAUCUGUGGAAAUAUGGAAUAAGGCACUGUACCUUAACUUGCGAAACAGCAGCAAAAAAAAAAGAGAACAAAAAAAUGAAAUAAAAUAGAAGGAUCUCUCUUUUUUCAAAUUGGUCUCUCGAGUUUGUUUUUGUGUGGAGUUUUGUCAGAAAAUGGAAAUAAAUGCUGUGACCAACUCUUA
Messenger RNA from Acanthochromis polyacanthus (spiny chromis), 4928 nucleotides. It is a transcript of the gene atp1a3a, whose product is annotated as ATPase Na+/K+ transporting subunit alpha 3a. Gene Ontology annotation, molecular function: P-type sodium:potassium-exchanging transporter activity; ATP binding; ATP hydrolysis activity. Gene Ontology annotation, cellular component: membrane. Bases 377 to 3445 code for a protein of 1022 amino acids. Gene Ontology annotation, biological process: intracellular potassium ion homeostasis; intracellular sodium ion homeostasis; proton transmembrane transport. The record is from RefSeq and is a predicted model, not a curated record. The transcript has 23 exons. Lineage: Eukaryota; Metazoa; Chordata; Actinopteri; Pomacentridae.